AUGACUGAAAACAUUGAAAACCGGUCCUCUCCUAAGCUACUCCUGGAUCAGGUAAUGCAGUUUGUUGAGCCAAGUCAGCAGUUAGUAAAGGACUCAAUUCAGCUGGUUAAAGGAUGCACCAUGCCCGACAGAAAAGAAUUCCAGAAGAUUGCCAUUGCCACAGCCAUAAGGAUUUGCUAUCAUGGGAUUCAUCGGCUUCUUGUGAAACGGAUCCAUAUCCCUAUUAAUAGCAUUAUUGUGGGUGGCUGA
Messenger RNA from Alexandromys fortis (reed vole), 249 nucleotides. RefSeq names its product protein transport protein Sec61 subunit gamma-like. Lineage: Eukaryota; Metazoa; Chordata; Mammalia; Rodentia; Cricetidae. Gene Ontology annotation, biological process: post-translational protein targeting to membrane, translocation. The record is from RefSeq and is a predicted model, not a curated record. The transcript is spliced from 2 exons. Gene Ontology annotation, cellular component: Ssh1 translocon complex. Bases 1 to 249 code for a protein of 82 amino acids. Gene Ontology annotation, molecular function: transmembrane protein transporter activity.